This is a messenger RNA of Arabidopsis arenosa, 1170 nucleotides long. Lineage: Eukaryota; Viridiplantae; Streptophyta; Magnoliopsida; Brassicales; Brassicaceae. The record is from the annotation of a GenBank genome assembly.
AUACAUACACAUAUGUAAAAAUCAUUCAAUACUACAGGAAAUCUGGAGGAGACCAAAGGGUAUUGAUUCACGUGUAAGAAGAGAGUACAAAGGAUGUGCAUUGGAUAUGGAUCAGACAAGAAAAUCCGUUACUAUCUUCCAAAUGGUUUCAAGAAAUUUGUUGUCUACAAUGCCAAAGAGCUUCAGCUGCUUAUGAUGCAUAAUCGGACAUACUGUGCCGAGAUUGCGCACAAUGUAUCGACAAAGAAGAGGAAGGAGAUUGUUGAGCGUGCAUCUCAAUUGGGUGUUAUGGUUACAGGCGUGGCCUCCGCCAUGGCGGAGCGGUUAAAGGAAGACGGAAACAAUUGCUAUAAGAAAGAACGUUUUGGUGCUGCCAUUGAUGCUUAUACCGAGGCAAUAGCCUUGUCUCCAAAUGUUCCUGCUUAUUGGACAAAUCGAGCACUUUGCCACAUGAAACGAAAGGAUUGGACUAAGGUUGAAGAGGAUUGUCGCAAAGCUAUUCAGCUUGUCCACAAUUCUGUCAAGGCCCACUACAUGCUAGGACUUGCAUUAUUGCAGAAGAAAGAAUAUACUGAUGGAGUCAAAGAGUUGCAAAGGGCUUUAGAUCUUGGAAGAAGCUCGAAUCCAACAGGGUAUAUGGUUGAAGAAAUAUGGGAAGAGCUUUCUAAAGCAAAAUACAUGGAGUGGGAACUGGUUUCUGCAAGGCGCUCAUGGGAACUGAGUAGUUUGAAGGAAACUUGUGAGGCUGCUCUUAAUCAACAAUGUGCUUUAGAUAUGUCUCGAACAGAAGAGUCCUCAGACGAAGCCUAUAUUACCCAUACCGAGCGUUUAAAAGCUCUUGAACGAGUGUUUGAGAAAGCUGCAGAAGAAGAUAAACCAACUGAGGUGCCAGGUUAUUUGUGUUGCAAUAUAACUCUUGAGAUUUUCCGAGAUCCUGUAAUAUCUCCAAGUGGGGUUACAUAUGAAAGAGCAGCAAUCCUUGAACAUCUCAAGAAGGUGGGGAAGUUUGAUCCGAUAACGCGUGAAAAAAUCGACCCGUCCAAGCUCGUCCCAAAUCUGGCUAUCAAAGAGGCAGUGGCUGCAUAUCUAGAAAAACACGUUUGGGCUUACAAGAUGGGUUGUUGAUGCAAAUGGGGAUUAACAUAAACACAAUGAAGCGGAUGUGAACUU